Molecule: messenger RNA, 3111 nt
Organism: Penicillium olsonii
Lineage: Eukaryota; Fungi; Ascomycota; Eurotiomycetes; Eurotiales; Aspergillaceae
Source: the annotation of a GenBank genome assembly
AUGAGUCGGACCGAGGCCGAUUUGGCCAUCAAUAUCCGCAAGGCCACCAGUAUCGGGAAACAUGUGCGGAGCUGUAUCGUCUAUACGUGGGACCACAAAUCGUCGGCGGCUUUCUGGGCUGGCAUGAAAGUGCAGCCUGUCCUCGCCGACGAGGUCCAGACAUUCAAGGCCCUGAUAACGAUACACAAGGUUCUUCAAGAAGGCCACCCCAUGGUUGUCCGCGAAGCACAGCAACACACGAAUUGGAUCGAUAGCCUGAUGAGAGGUGUUGGUGGCGACGGUAUUCGAGGAUAUGCGCCACUCAUUCGGGAAUACGUCUUCUUCCUCGAGUCGAAGCUGGCCUUUCACCGCAAUCACCCUGAAUUCAACGGUCUGUUCGAGUAUGAGGAAUACAUCAGUCUGAAGUCAAUCAAUGAUCCAAAUGAAGGAUAUGAGACCAUCACCGACCUCAUGGCCCUCCAGGAUCAAAUUGAUUCUUUCCAGAAACUCGUCUUCUCGAACUUCCAGUCCGGCACCAACAAUGAAUGUCGGAUUUCAGCGCUGGUCCCUCUCGUGCAGGAGAGUUAUGGUAUCUACAAGUUCAUCACUAGCAUGCUUAGAGCCAUGCACACAACAACUGGAGAUGAUGAAGCCCUUGAGCCACUUCGGGGCCGGUAUGAUGCCCAGCACCACCGUCUCGUUCGGUUCUACUACGAGUGCUCCAACCUGCGCUACCUCACUGGUCUCAUUACCAUUCCAAAGCUGCCCCAGGACCCGCCCAAUCUGCUUGGCGAGGAUGACGAGCGCCCGGCUCUUCCCAGACGCCCUGCGAGAGAAGUGGAAAAGCAGCCCUCGCCACCCCCCAAGGUUGCUGCGGAGCCUGAGCCAAUCAACGACUUUUGGAACGACGAAGCUAAACGCCAACAAGAGGAGUAUGAGGCAGAGCAACAACGCCUGCAGCAGCAGUGGGAGGACCAGCAACGCCAACAGCUUGCCGCGCAACAGCAGGCACAGAAUGACUUCGAGGAACAACAGCGCCUGCAAGCGGAACAGCAACGGCUGGCGCAAGAACAACUUCUUCGUGAUCAGUAUCAAACCCAUACGCAGGGUCGAUUGGCAGAGCUGGAGCAGGAGAACCUCAAUGCUCGCGCUCAGUACGAACGGGACCAGUUGAUGCUCCAACAAUAUGACCGCCGUGUCAAGGAUCUUGAGGAGCAGAUGAACCACCUGAACUCUAACUUGAACAUGCAAAGUGCCUCCAAGGACGAGCAGAUCAGAGCUCUCCAGGAGCAAGUCAACACUUGGCGGUCCAAGUACGAGGCGCUGGCCAAACUAUACUCCCAGCUUCGACAAGAGCAUCUCGAUCUCCUCCAAACCACAAAGAGCCUCAAGCUCAAGGCUGCCUCUGCACAGGAGGCCAUUGACCGCCGCGAGAAGCUCGAGCGUGAGCUAAAGACCAAGAAUUUGGAACUGGCCGACAUGAUUCGGGAGCGUGAUCGUGCUACGCAUGACCGUGACCGUCUGACGGGUACCAACAAGGAUGAGUUGGAGAAGAUCAAGCGUGAGCUGCGCAUGGCGCUCGAACGUGCUGAAAAUGCAGAGCGAUCAAAGGGCACCGAGAUCUCUUCCAUGCUGUCUAAAUACAAUCGCGAGAUGGCCGACUUGGAAGAAUCCCUCCGAGUCAAGACUCGAGCUCUGGACGAGCACUCCAGCCGAAACAACGACCACCAGGAAGACCACGAAUUGGCUCUUGCUGAGAAGGAUGAAGAGAUCGAGGUUUACAAGUCUGGAAUGGAACAGGCUCUCAUGGAGCUCGAAGAGCUGAGAAUGAACCAAGGAGAUGUUGACCAUGCGCUAGACAGCCAGAUUGACACAGUGCUCCACGGCGCAGUCGCGAAGAUCAACGAUAUCAUCGAUUCAGUGUUGCAGACCGGUGUGCAGCGUGUUGAUGAUGCUCUGUAUGAAUUGGACUCUUCUAUGCAGGCUGGUAACCAGAAUGCCUCGCCUCCAUAUGUUCUCUCGCAGAUUGAGAAGGCAUCAGCCUCUGCGACCGAGUUCUCAACCGCGUUCAACAACUUCAUUGCCGAUGGCCCCAACAGUCCUCACGCCGAAAUCAUCCGCACAGUUUCUAUCUUCUCUGGAUCCGUUUCGGAUGUUUUGAGCAACACCAAGGGUCUCAUUCGAUUCGCCAACGACGAUAAGAGCUCCGAUCAUCUUGUCAACGCUGCUCGAAAGUCUGCCCAGGCGACCGUGCGAUUCUUCCGUGGCCUGCAGUCUUUCCGCCUUGAGGGCCUGGAGCCACUGCAGAAGACAGAUGUGGUCAUUAACAACAACCUGGAGGUCCAGCGUGACCUGCAAUCACUGUCGAAGCUGGUUGACACCUUCGCUCCCAAGAACAGCAAAAUCAGCACAAACGGCGAUUUGGGUGAUCUUGUCGAUCAGGAGUUGCUCAAGGCCGCUGAUGCCAUUGAUGCGGCCGCCCAGCGCCUCGCCAAGCUCAAGAACAAGCCCCGCGACGGUUACUCGACCUACGAGCUGCGCAUCAACGAUGUUAUCCUUGCUGCCGCCAUCGCCGUAACCAAUGCAAUCUCUGAGCUGAUUAAGGCCGCCACGGAAACUCAACAGGAGAUCGUCCGCGAGGGUCGUGGUAGCUCGUCUCGCACUGCCUUCUACAAGAAGAACAACCGCUGGACGGAGGGGUUGAUUUCCGCUGCCAAAGCAGUGGCCUCUUCAACAAACACGCUGAUUGAGACUGCUGACGGUGUCAUCUCCGGUCGCAACUCCCCUGAGCAGCUCAUUGUCGCAUCCAACGACGUGGCAGCCAGCACUGCUCAGCUUGUCGCUGCCAGCCGUGUCAAGGCAACCUUCAUGAGCAAGAAUCAAGACCGCUUGGAGACAGCUAGCAAGGCUGUUGGUGCUGCCUGCCGUGCUCUUGUGCGACAGGUUCAGGACAUCAUCAAGGAGAAGAACCGGGAUGGUGAUGACGCAGAGGAUUAUGGUAAGCUGAGCGGACACGAAUUCAAAGUCCGCGAGAUGGAGCAACAGGUCGAAAUCCUCCAACUCGAGAACGGUCUCGCUCGUGCGCGCCAGCGUCUCGGCGAAAUGCGCAAGAUCUCCUACCAGGAGGACUGA